UGAUUCACCAGCAGUGUUAAGAGGCCCAGUUGUAAACUAGGCUUCCCUCUCCACAGGAAAGCUCUCUCUAUGGCUGUCUACAGCUGGUAACCUGGUCAGGGGUCCAUCAUCAUUCACUACACACAGUAGAGGUGCAAUUUACCACAGGACCUCUUCUGCCCUGUACAGUGUACUCUACACUUAAAGUGGAUCAUACCUUCCAAGAGGUGGAAGGUUGUGAAAGGAAAGUGAACGUCUUACAUUCCUUCAGAUACAAGGAAAUUCCUUACCUUCUUGUGAGCGACACUGAUAUUCACCUUAGGUUUCAGGUGUUCUAAUCUCCUGAAGUCUAUACCUGUGUACAAUUCAAGGUGAAUUUACCCUUUGGGCUGUGGCUGUGACAUUGACUUAAUGUGCACUGGACUGUAGAUGUAAGUCUGUGGCCAUAGUUUAGUGCCAGUUGGCAAAGGUUUGGUUUUUGAGGAACCCUGUAUUGUUAAUCUGCAAGCAGGACUUCUGGCCAGAAGGAGUGUGGUUUGUCUGUGUGGUGGUUAGAGCUGUAAAGAAUGGCAUGCAAUUGUAUUUGUUAAAACAAGCGGGACUGUGAAAGUCAGACCAGCAUUGAGCAGCUUGAACCCCUCAGUUGUGCCACCUGGUGAGAGAAGUUGACCAGCCCAGCCUAAAAAUGAUUCCCAAACUUCUCACAAUGCACCAUAUCUAGUGGAUCUCCACUCCCAGCUAUUCCCUUCCCCAAACCAUUUUCGGACUGUCGCCACUUGGAACCAUUUUCUAAGAGGGUGAGGCAAAUUUUUCGUUCCCAUUGAGAGACUCUGUUGUUGUUGUUACCUUGCAAGUAUCCGCAAUAAUGGAGACGGUAAACAUGGAGAAUACUUUUACUCCACUACGCCCUAAACGCACGAGCCCCUGUUUCGACUACAGUGAAGGGGAUGUGGCUGUGGGCGGGUGUAAAACUCCGGGGGAAGGGAAAGGCACGGGAGGUUGGAGCCUGACGAUGGAUAAUGGCCCGGACUCUCCCACCACUGCUAAACGACGACGCAUGGAGCUAUGGGGCUUCUGUACACCAAGCACUGUAAGCAGUUGCUCUGGCUCCCCGUCAAGGGGAACAACUCCAGACACGACUCUCGACGACAGCAUGCUGAGCACGCCCAGCGAAUCCCCAGCUGGUACCUUAACUAGAGAAGAUCGACGAGAUUUCAAAAAGCGCUACAAAAAGGAUGAACUGUGGCCGGCUAUAGAGUCGAACUACCAGUAUCUGAUGGAUGACGAAAUCAUCGAAACCUGCAAGUCCACUGAGAGUGACCUGUCGUGGGAUGAAGACGAUGUAACAGUCAACACCAAGGUGUCCUUCACAGAGUUCAUGCAGCAGUUCAAGGAGCUCACUGAUUGGCUGAGCCAGAUUCACCUGGUUUCGCAGAGGAAAGCUACUAGUCGAUCUGAGAAAUACCUCAAUCAGGCUUACCAUGAAGAGUUGCUGCAAAGUUCCCCUCGUCGCAAGCUGUUUAACGAUUAUGCAAAGCAGCUGUUGAAGCGUUACCCAAGUCUCAAGGAGGAGAUUAAUCAGCGUAUCCAACAUCUCAACGGACACUGGCAGACGCUGCAAAAGGUUGUCCUUCCACAGAACGGCUUUCAGGACGCCAAAACAAUGCUGAGUGAUCUGGAGCUGGACCUUCACUGCAUUCGAAGCUGGCUGACCGGUGUAGAGGGCAAACUGUUACCUCUGUCUAUCAGAUCUAACUGGACAGUCAUAGACAUAGAGGCCAAGCUAAAAGAACAUCUGGUUCUUCAGAGAGAAAUUGAGUCUCAGUCGAAAGUGAUAUCAGCCGUUCUGAAACUCAGUGAACGUUUGCAGAGUGAUGAUCAUGUGGAGUUAGACGGUGAAUUGCGCAGUUUGAGGGAGCGCCAUCAGAGGACUGCAGUGAAGUUAGAGCGACGCUGGCACAACGUCUGGUUGAGCUCUCUGGAGUGGCAGUGCAGAUUGGAGGAAGCUCUUGCACAAAUCAAGGAAUUUGGGAAGAAGCCUUUGCACAACUCGGAUCCAUCUCUGUGGCUUAACUUUGAGAACUCCACUUCUUUCACGGAAGGUUUCAGCAGCGGUGAUGAGGUAGAGCUGCCCAAAAAUGACGAGGAUGAGCGUGUGACUGGAGAGAGUGAUCCUAGUGACACCUGUGUGGGAGUCUGCGAAUCGUCUGAUGAACCCAACUCUUCCGACGUCAUCCCGUUUUAUGAUGAAGAAUACGAGAAGAUCUGCGAUGUAGAGCAGCCGACAGACGAGGACAGAGAGGUGCAGCUGCUGUCUGAGGAAAUGCACGAGAGAAACCAUAGCUCUAAGCUAACUGCUCUAAACAAGUCUGACGCAAAUCUCAUCGAGUUUAAAUCUGAAAUGAUGGACAUCUUGGAUGAGAGAUGUUCAACCCACUUCAUCAACAAGCCAAAGAAGAGAAAAUCUGAAAGUCGUGACAUUGGUUACUCCAGCGAGGGCUACUCCAAUGAUGAACAACUGGAUCCAUAUGAUCUGCGUAAAAUCUGCUGGCAACGUGCGCCAUCUUGGAAUGGUUUGGAGCUACAUGGCAAACAGGUUGUAGGUGACCACAAACCAGGAGAGUUGGUCUCCAUGGAUACUGUUGUCAUCCGUAGGAGACCGGCCUCACUCCCGCUGGACUCCAGCCUACAUGCCUUGACCUCUGACCUUUCAUCUGCCAAUAAAGAAUCGCCAUGGAGACAUUCUAUCACAAGUGCCUACGAUACAAGUUCUAACUGUGGGAGCGACCCUGAAGCUCUGAUCAUCAGUGAGGAUGUUGUCACCUCAGAUGCAAAAAGUUCAAACUGUGAGGCCAUUCUCAACUCUCCAACUGCGGAUUAUUACAAAAUGAUUACCGUUGAUACAGAUUUCUCUACAGACAGGAAUGAUACCGACGAGCAGUUGUCAAGCACAGACCAUGGCAACAGUCCAAAACAGCAUCCAGAAAAUCCAUCCACAGUUGUCAAGAUUCCAGAAGCGGUGCUUACUGAUUCUGCAUACCAGGAAUAUUCUUCUCUGAACAACUUUAUUAACAAUACUUACUUAGGCAGCAUUUCUGAAAUCGUCCAAUCAUCAAAUUCUGUCCAUCCUGGAAGGGGCCAAAAGGUAUCAUCGGAGUAUGGGGCAGAAGACGUUGAAGCAGGAAUGGUUGUGAGUGGCUUUGUGCCAGAUACUGAAACACCAACCUGUCACUUCAUACAGGAAGACCAUCCAGGAGAAAAUGAGUUUUUAGGGCUCGGUGUGUCAGACUGGAAGACUGGAUCACACGGUAGGGCACGGAAACCAUGGAGUACCACAAAGUUGAAUGUUGGAGCAGCUAACUCUGUCCCUGACACGGACACCUCGUCUCCACGUUCUGGCACGGACUCUUUGGUGGAGAGCAGUUGUGAGGCUAGUGGAGAAGAGACCAGCGAUGACGAGGAUUCUGAUGAAUUUUCCACAGCCAGUGAUGAUGACCACAGAUGUUCUAGUGCCUUCGCCAGCUUUGGUACACUUGUGGGUUCAGAUAGAAACCUCACUGACAGACCUGAUCCCAUUUCCUAUAGUGCUAAUCAUAGCGGGAUCCCGCGUAGUGCCAGUGCUUACAGUAACUAUGAUAAGAUGUCUUCACGAACACGAGUGAAAAGUCGCAGGUCCAGGCGAGAGAGACCCUGGAGCAUUGUUGCGUUGUCAGAUUUGAAGAAGCAAAUGAACUCACAGGAAAAGCCAAUGUUUAAAUCAGAAAGUGCCAUUGAUUCCAUGUCUACCCAACAUAGUGAGAUAUACACAUCAACACCCAAGGCAAAUCAAAGUGAAAGCUCUUCUCCAGACCAAAUAUCAAAACCAUUUGCUACUUUCCCUCGUGAUAAGUCACGGCUACACAGACCACGUUACAUGAGAAGGACAAAAUCCAUGGAAGACCCUGAAAAUAAAGCCAAAUGUUCUGGCAGUAUGUCAAAGCGAAAGUUGUCUUACGAGAAAAGUGCUAACCCAGAGAGCAUUGACUCUGACAUGUCCAUCAGUGAUCAGUGCCAGAUUUCCAUCCUCAUAUCCUCACCAGAAAUGAACCGUAGUUAUGCCUCAGAAGACUUGGUGAGCUCCAUGUCGCUGAUCAGAGACUUAGAACACACCAUGAUCUACUCCACGACCAGCAGUGGGUCAGACACAGACUUGGCAGCCUACGUGACUCCCAAACAGUCUAUGUCAGAGUCAGGAUCUGAGAGUGAUGAGCAAGUGAACAGUACAGGUUCUUUCUCGGAGACAGCCUGGGAUAAUUACCAGGAUCCCCUUUACCCUACGGCAAGUGAGGCCCCCACUGAGGAACCUCUCCACUGGGAACCUCAGGAUGAACUGGAGUUUGAGGAGGAAGAGUUCCGUAUGGAGGAUGGAAUCAAACUUAGUGCUGAGGUGAUAGCUGAACGCUCUGACAAGCUGCGCUCCAAGGAGAGGAAGAGCUCUGCGUACCUGCAGGAGGAGGACAGUGACUCUGAUCUGGAGGACCUCCAUCAUGUCAUCCAGCAGUCUGUAGAACAACUCCAUGUUACCGACAGCUCUCUCAAGAAACGGCGAUCUGACCCCAUGGGAACAGGCAUCAGUCUGGACCCAUCCAAAUAUGCUGAACAUGUGCUGACCUGUGAAACAAACCUGAAGUGUUUGGAAGAGGUUUUGGAUCUGCCGUUAUUUCUGGUCACGAGGCCCAUCAGAUUGAAGUGUUGAUGCAGCAGUGGACACAAUUAUAUGGCUUUGCCAAUAAUCGCUUCCAGGCAGUCACAGCAGCUCUGUAAGACCUAUGGUGACCUGACAAAGGUCAAGGCUACCGUGUCAGAGGUUGUGAAGGACAUGAUCACAGGGUCAUUUGAUGAGGUCAUUCAGUUGGAAGCAGCCUCCAAACAGCUACAGUUAAAGAUAGAAGGGUUGUGUAGAGAGUUGGAUCACAUGGGUACUGUGAAAGACUCUGUAGCUCUGUUCAGUCAGCAACACCCAGCCGUGCCUAUGGACCAGGUUAAGGCCAAAUCUACUCACAGUAGCAACCUCCUGGAAAAAAACGGCAAAGAGAUGUCAGGGUCGUUUAAAGGAGCUGGAAGGUUUACUGCUCAAGUGGCGAGACUUCCAGGAGACUAGUAAGGAACUGUCCAUUACUCUGAGUAAGGAACGGAAACAGCUGCAGCUGAUAGAGUUCCAGCAAUCUCUGCAUCUGG
Molecule: messenger RNA, 5196 nt
Organism: Liolophura sinensis
Lineage: Eukaryota; Metazoa; Mollusca; Polyplacophora; Chitonida; Chitonidae
Exons: 13
Coding region: 845-4714 (1289 amino acids)
Biological process (GO): nuclear migration
Cellular component (GO): nuclear outer membrane; cytoplasm; meiotic nuclear membrane microtubule tethering complex
Molecular function (GO): actin filament binding
Source: RefSeq, a predicted model, not a curated record